AUGACGGAGUGGACUCUCCUCAAACGCCUGCUGGACGCCGUCCACCAUCACUCCACCAUGAUUGGCCGUCUGUGGCUCACCGUCAUGGUCAUCUUCAGGCUGCUCAUCGUCGCCGUGGCGACCGAGGAAGUGUACACGGACGAGCAGGAGAUGUUUGUGUGCAACACGCUGCAGCCGGGAUGCUCCACCGUCUGCUACGACGCCUUCGCCCCCAUCUCGCAGCCGCGCUUCUGGGUCUUCCACAUCAUCAGCGUGUCCACGCCGUCGCUCUGCUUCAUCAUCUACACCUGGCACAGUCUGUCCAAGCCGCCGCACCGCCGCGCGCCGUACGACCGCAGCUGCGACUCCGACAGCUGCUCCGUCCCCUCCCACAAACACCUGGGACACAGUCUGGAGGAUGUUCUGGACCACCAGGGGGGGGACCCGGCAGGACCCCGGACCUCAGGGGGGGUCCUGUCCAAAUGCUACGUGCUCCACGUGUGCCUGCGAGCUCUGCUGGAGGUGGUGUUCGUGGUGGCGCAGUGGAAGCUCUUCGGGUUCCGGGUUCCGGUCCACUUCCUGUGCCGGUCGCAGCCCUGCAGCCAGCCGGUGGACUGCUUCGUGUCCAGACCCACGGAGAAGACCGUCUUCCUGCUCUUCAUGUUCGCCGUGGGCGUCUUCUGCGUCUUCCUCAACCUGCUGGAGCUCAACCACCUGGGCUGGAAGAAGAUCCGGCGGGCGGCCCGUCUGAAGGAGGGGGGGGCGUGGGGGGGCCGCGCCGCCAGGAAGGGGGGGUACCACCCCUUUCCCUCCGACAGCCCGUCCCUCACCAGCACCGCCUCCCUGCCCGCGCUGGACCUGGUGGGGGGCCAGCAGCCGGACUGGACCUGCGCCGUGAGCUUUUCCUCAGAACCACCAGGGAGGCCGGAGCGCCAGAGGGGGGAGAACUCCCCCCCAAAGAACAAGAAAGGAGCACAGACGAGGAGCGCCGAGGUCUGGAUCUAGACUCUGAGAGCCG
Molecule: messenger RNA, 997 nt
Organism: Oryzias latipes (Japanese medaka)
Lineage: Eukaryota; Metazoa; Chordata; Actinopteri; Beloniformes; Adrianichthyidae
Gene: gjd6
Product: gap junction protein delta 6
Biological process (GO): cell-cell signaling
Cellular component (GO): connexin complex
Molecular function (GO): gap junction channel activity
Source: RefSeq, a predicted model, not a curated record